Molecule: messenger RNA, 2414 nt
Organism: Verruconis gallopava
Lineage: Eukaryota; Fungi; Ascomycota; Dothideomycetes; Venturiales; Sympoventuriaceae
Exons: 4
Coding region: 77-2185 (702 amino acids)
Biological process (GO): nuclear-transcribed mRNA catabolic process, deadenylation-dependent decay; translation; translational termination
Cellular component (GO): translation release factor complex
Molecular function (GO): GTPase activity; GTP binding; translation release factor activity
Source: RefSeq, a predicted model, not a curated record
AGCGUGAAUCGCAGCGUAUAACAAUUCCUCUCUGGCUUUGCGUCCAGGCUGACAUUGAAAUACAACCGCCACCAACAUGUCGAACCUAGACAGCUGGGAGCAAGACGAGGAUGCUCAGCAGCCGCAGCAGCCGCAGCAGGGCAGUGGCAUGCGAGCAGAUGGCAACACAUUCCAGCCCGGAGCCAUGAGCUUUCAGCCCACCGCGCAGAGCUUCCAACCUGGAAUGCAGCAUUACGGCGGUUACGGCCAGUAUCCCCAGUACAAUCAAGCAUACAACCAGAAUUUCGGGCAAGGUGGAUAUCCGCAAUAUGCCCAACAGCCCUAUGCACAACAGGGUUUCCCUCAAUACGGACAGCAAAUGUAUGGGCAGCAGUACGGCAAUUUUGUCCCCCAACAGACUUAUCAGCACCCGAAUGUCGGCAGCCAGCAGAGAGCCCAAGCACCUGUUACCAUUGCAAAACGUGGGGAUGGCACAGAGGAAGGAACAGCUGCCUCUGCUGCUGCCCCUAAGACAGCAGCUGCUUCGGGCGACUCAGUGGCUCCAAAAAUGAAGACACUCAGCAUAACCGCCGACCCGCCAAAGCCUAAGGUUGAGAGCACUGGAACGACAAAAGUAAUGAGCAUCGGUGUACCCACACAGCCAAAGGAUGCAAAGGGUCCUAAAGCGGCAGAGGCGGGCGCCAAAGCAACCGCGACAAAGGCGAUUGAAAAGACUGGCGAGCCUACCGGCAAGACCUCCCCAACUCCGUCCUCGGGCCGGGAGUCACCUUCUCGUGCAACUACGGGAUCUUCCAAGGCAGCAGUUAGCUCGAACGCCGUACAGAUCGAGAUGGAGUCAGCAGCCAACGCCGAGAUUUUGAAGGAGAUGGACCUGAAGGAACACGUGAACGUCAUCUUUCUGGGCCACGUCGAUGCUGGAAAGUCUACACUUGGUGGCUCAAUUCUGGUGUCAACUGGAAUGGUCGAUGAGCGAACAUUGGAGAAAUUUAAGAGAGACGCUAAAGAGGCGGGUAGAGAGACUUGGUAUUUGUCGUGGGCUCUAGAUUUGACCAAGGAAGAACGUGCAAAAGGCAAGACUGUCGAGGUCGGCAGAGGAUUUUUUGAGACGGACAAACGGCGCUACUCAAUCUUGGAUGCUCCAGGGCACAAGAACUUCGUACCAAAUAUGCUGGGAGGUGCUGCUCAAGCGGACAUUGGUGUACUCGUCAUCUCCGCACGGAAAGGCGAAUUCGAAACGGGCUUUGAGAGAGGAGGUCAGACCCGAGAACAUGCCAUGUUAGCAAAGACGCAGGGUGUAAACAAAUUGGUGGUUGUCAUCAACAAGAUGGACGACCCGACUGUGGAGUGGUCAAAGGCACGAUACGAUGAGGUCAUUUCCAAGAUUACGCCGUAUUUGAAGGGAAUCGGAUACCAUCCCAAAAACGAUCUGUUCUUCAUGCCUGUGUCAGCGCAGACAAUGACCGGUAUCAAGGACCGAGUGCCAAAGGAGACAGCGUCAUGGUGGGAAGGCCCAUCACUACUCGAGUACCUGGACAACAUGCAAGCACUCGAGCGCAAGGUCGCCGCACCGUUGAUGAUGCCAAUCGCUGCAAAAUAUCGUGACCUUGGAACUAUGAUUGAGGGUAAGAUUGAAGCCGGCAUCCUUGACAAGACGAAGACCUAUCUUAUGAUGCCAAACCGCGAACAAAUCUCUAUCGCCGCUCUUUACGGGGAGCAAGAGGAUGAGAUUGAAGGUGGAAAAGCCUUUGCUGGCGAUCAGGUGCGCCUACGUAUCCGUGGCGUGGAGGAAGAAGAUAUUCUACCGGGAUUUGUGCUUUGUUCGACGAUGAGACCUGUCAAUUACGUCUCCGCAUUUCAAGCGCAAGUUCAUAUUCUCCCGGAACUCAAGUCCAUUCUCUCAGCUGGGUACAAUUGUGUCAUGCAUGUUCACACGGCACAAGUCGAAGUAACGUUCAGCGCGCUGCUACAUAAACUGGAGAAGGGAACGGGUAGAAAAAGCAAGAAGCCCCCAGGUUUUGCGACAAAGGGUAUGCAGAUUAUUGCCAGGCUUGAGGUCAUUGGUGGCACAGGUUCAGUGUGUCUAGAACGUUACGAGGAUUAUGCACAAAUGGGUCGAUUCACACUUCGUGACCAAGGAACUACGAUCGCUAUUGGAAAGGUUCUCAAGUUGGAGAGCUCAGAGUAGCUGUGGACCUGUGAUCUUCUGCAACGUGAUCAUUGUGGUCUGGCCUUUUCAAGCUGCGAAAGGACGCUGCACUAGCUAUUAGGAGGACAACACUGCCUCAGAUGUGCCAUUUGCAUAGUAGGGCAUUAUGCCGUCCCGCUUGCAAAACUGCGAUCGCAAAUAUAAAGAAACUAUGUAGCUGCAUUACCAAUAUAGAGAAAAACACAUGUCCACAUGUAAACUUGACCGA